Coregonus clupeaformis (lake whitefish) is the source of this 6390-nucleotide messenger RNA. RefSeq names its product D(1)-like dopamine receptor. The coding region runs from base 1431 to 2750 and encodes 439 amino acids. The record is from RefSeq and is a predicted model, not a curated record. The transcript has a single exon. Gene Ontology annotation, molecular function: dopamine neurotransmitter receptor activity, coupled via Gs; G protein-coupled receptor activity. Gene Ontology annotation, biological process: vasodilation; G protein-coupled dopamine receptor signaling pathway; adenylate cyclase-activating adrenergic receptor signaling pathway. NCBI's taxonomy places the organism in Eukaryota, Metazoa, Chordata, Actinopteri, Salmoniformes, Salmonidae. Gene Ontology annotation, cellular component: plasma membrane.
CUUCCACUUCGGACACGUCAGUGAUGGAUAAGGACUGGAGACCUGGAUGGAAUGGGGAUCUCUUCACAAUAACUUAAACAUAAGAAGAAAAUAACAAAACAACAGCGGCAUGACAUCCGGUGCAUAACGUUUAGGAAACCGUGACUAACACGUGCUCGUAUUCUUGUUGAUUUGGAGCUUGUGAGAAGAUACACAGGUUUAAUUUAUUCUAUCGGACGGUAUUUCCACCUCCUCUGGAUGUGGUCACACAGUUUUUCGGGUGAAGAUAGACUGAAGUUUGAAAGUACAUAUAAUGUGAAUUACACAUUGCUGGCGGUACUGAGGCUGCGGGCUGCAUCUAGAACACACGCGAGGAGAGCAGACAGAGGCGCGCGCUUCUGCUGUAGACAGAUACCUGGAAAAGAGAAUAUGUAGAGCCUACUAUUUCGAAGUGCACCAUGGCUUAUAAUUGAGCUUUCUUUUAGGAUUUAAGGGCAUUGGCAAAAAAACGGUUGUUUUAAAGAAGCUGACAGCUCAUCUUCUAUGGAGUCACAUAUCAAUUUUGGAGACUCGAUGUGGGACAAAAUGGACCGCACGAACGGACUGAGCUCCAGGAUUACGGUUGUGUUGCUCCACAGUAAGAUGUAGCCUGUUAUGUGUUAUUGGCGCUUAUGGAAACUUGAAUGAUACAUUUUCAUAAAACAUAGGCUACAGAGGCCACGUUUCAUGCGUAAAGAUACGGACGAUGUAUUUAUUUUUGUUGUUAUGAUGCGUAUGCAUUUAAAUUCAACAAUAUUGCAACUGCAUGUCUACAUUUCCAUCGCCGUCCAAAGCGUCCAAAGCGUCAGGCAGCAUGUCCAGUGCAUGUGCCCUGCAGUCGCUUGUCCUGGAUGGAGCGUCAAUAAGAGCACGAAUGUAAUCACACGGACACGCCUCGUCAGUCAUUAAACAAAUCAGAUAAACACAGUGCUAAUAUGAUCAAUAGACUGUAUCGAUGAGCCAGCAUAUAAGGCUAAUGAUUGGCCCAGCCUCUGUUUACUUAACAUGCCUGCGAGAAUAUGGUGUGAAAUUUUCAGAUGACUGCUGACAGGUCAUUGAAAUAGACAUAUGAUAAAGCAGAGAAUCAUACAAGUUUAGAUUCGUAGGUACAUCAUAUUCAACUCUUCAAUAACAGAUGGAAUACAUAUUGUUGAAAACUGCUGUUCUAACAUUAGAAUGCCUUCGAGAAUUCAUGAACAGGAUGCAUUUUUUGGCUCAUUUCUAAAGAGUGCUUUUUGAAAUAUUUAUAGACACUAUUCUGCAGGAUGAUUGCUGUGAUGAGCAUGGUGAACCAGCCUCCAGACUCGCUGGUCCCCAGGCAAGCGGCCAAGGGUCAAUUUUCCAUCUAAUUGGCCUGACUUCAGGUGAUUGGAAUUAUGGGGUGAUUUCUAUCUCUACAAGCUGAAAGAAACAUGGAUUUGAACUUCUCCACGGUCCGCAAUAGCGAUAAUUUGCUGGAGAGAGACUCAUCCAAGCGCGUUCUGACAGGUUGCUUUCUCUUUGCGCUCAUCCUGACCACACUGCUGGGGAACACACUGGUAUGUGUUGCAGUCACCAAGUUCCGCCACCUGCGCUCAAAGGUCACCAACUUCUUUGUGAUCUCUUUGGCCAUUUCAGACCUGCUGGUGGCCAUCUUGGUGAUGCCAUGGAAGGCAGCGACGGAGAUCAUGGGCUUCUGGCCGUUCGGUGCCUUCUGCAACGUCUGGGUGGCGUUCGACAUCAUGUGCUCAACAGCGUCCAUUUUGAACUUAUGUGUCAUCAGCGUGGACAGAUACUGGGCGAUCUCAAGCCCAUUCCGCUACGAGAGGAAGAUGACACCCAAGGUGGCGUUUAUUAUGAUCAGUGUGGCAUGGACGCUGUCCGUACUCAUCUCAUUCAUCCCUGUGCAGUUGAACUGGCACAAGGCUGCGGCGUUGGAGCUCAACGGCACUUACGGGGAGCUCCCGCCGGACAACUGCGACUCCAGCCUUAACAGGACCUAUGCCAUUUCCUCCUCCCUCAUCAGCUUCUACAUUCCUGUGGCAAUCAUGAUCGUGACUUACACACGGAUUUACAGAAUCGCCCAGAUACAAAUCAGGAGGAUCUCAGCCCUGGAGAGGGCUGCGGAGAGUGCCAAGAACCGCCACAGCAGCAUGGGGAACAACUCCAACAUGGAGACGGAGAGCUCCUUCAAGAUGUCUUUCAAAAGAGAAACCAAAGUCCUAAAGACCCUCUCUGUCAUAAUGGGGGUGUUUGUGUGCUGCUGGCUGCCCUUCUUUAUCCUCAACUGCAUGGUACCCUUCUGUGAUCCCAACAGCACCUCUGAUUUCCUCUGCAUCAGCCCCGGCACCUUCGACGUGUUCGUCUGGUUCGGCUGGGCCAACUCCUCACUCAACCCCAUCAUAUAUGCCUUCAACGCGGACUUCCGCAAAGCGUUCUCCAUCCUGCUGGGCUGCCACAGACUCUGCCCGGGCAGCAAUGCCAUAGAGAUAGUGAGCAUCAACAACAAUGGAUCCCAGCUGCCUGCGUCCCAGUAUCAGCCCAAAGGACACAUUCCCAAGGAGAGCAACAAUGCCACCUACGUGAUUCCCCACAGCAUCCUGUGUCAGGAGGAGGAGCUGCAGAAGAAGAAUGAGACCUUGGAGAAACUGUCCCCGUCCCUUUCUGAGAACUUGGGCAGCGAUGCCGACGUGUCACUGGAAAAGAUUAAUCCUAUAACUCAGAACGGCCAACACAAAACUGUGACAUGUUGAGGGGUGUAUGUAUUGGUAUACAAACAUGAGAAGGAACCCAGAGGGAGAGACCUGGCAGUAUGCCUAGAAGAAGUGUGGUAUAUACAAACAGCUUCACUGCGAACCUUAAAACUCAAAUCACUAUGGAAAUCUACAGAAUGUUUCAAAUGAAGGCACUUUAUCCUGGAUAACUAUCUGCAAAACACCUUCAGCAUUUAUUAUUAAAGUAUAGACGGAUUUGUUGAUAAAUGUUCCAUAACUUGAAUAAAGUAAAAUGAAAUACACAUGUGUAUACAUGUGUUGUAUUUACAAAUAUGUAUACAUUUGCAUGUGUACACAGUAGUGACAAAUAUCCUGGAAGCUGUUAUAACAUGGAGAAAGAAGUAGAAUUAUUAGCUAAAUGUCUCGUAGGUAAGUGCUUUACAUUUAUAUGUACAGCGUGUUUCAUAUUCUUACAAAGGUAACUAUAAAGAUAAUUGGUUUUGAUAGUUUUUUCGAUGUCAACCACAGUGUGUAAUUAUUUUAAAUUGUAUUUAUAAUAUUUAUCAUAAUUUAUUAGAGAGUUGAAUAAACUUCUGGGUAAUGAUAACUGAGUAAAAUAAUAUGGAGAGAGACCAUAGGAUGGUGAAAAUGAUUCAAAACAACCCUCAUCAACUCUUGCAUUUGCAUUGUUGUGACAUUGAAGUGGUAAGCCUCAGCGUGGUAGGGUUGUGGUAAGGUUUGGUGUAUACACAUGUAUGCAUUUGUUAUUUAAAACACUUUGUCAGUAACGGAGGCAUGCUUUAAAUGCCUUUAAUUUUCACAGAGUUACAACGUCUUAUGCCAAGUAUGCCAUAUUUCUAUAUAUUUUAGAUGCAUUCCCCUUUUGUAGUACAUGUUUUUCCCAAUUGGGAAAUGCUAAAGUGGAGAUGGAGCUCACUCUGAUUGUUACACUGGAUUUUAAAGAAUCUUCUGUCACACCUGAUUUUAAAGAACCAACUGUCAAACCUGAUUUUAAAGAACCAACUGUCAAACCUGAUUUUAAAGAACAAACUGUCAAACCUGAUUUUAAAGAACAAACUGUCAAACCUGAUUUUAAAGAACAAAUGGUCAAAUCUGAUUUUAAACAACAAACUGUCAAACCUGAUUUAAAAAAAACGAAUGGUCAAACCUGAUUUUAAAGAACAAACACCAUGUGUCUUUAAUAGUCCCAUGUGAAACAGGGCCUACUUUCUAAGCCCUCCUAGAACCCAUCAUCACAUCAGCAAGUCAAGUCUACCAGUGUAGCUAUAGCAUUAGGCAUCACCGUGAACACAGCUCUCUCCCAACUUCAACCCCAUUACUCUCUCCCACUAGACACUGCUUCCCCUAAAAAGUGUUACCUCUUCACACUCUUAGGGCAUCAGUGAUCCUGUUGGCAAGUCAGGGCCCAUCAGACACGUCUUCGAGUGUUUUAGAAUUGGCAUUCUAUUCCCUAAAGGCUCUGGUCAAAAGUAGUGCAUUAUAUUAGGCCGCACCCUUCUACUGUCCUAAUGCAGAGAGAUGAUUCUGAUUCUAUUAACUGUCUGUUUGCAUGGAAACAAUCAGCUUAGUGAGCAUCAGUAAAUGGCGUCAAUGCAUAAUUGAAAAAUGUUAUUAUUGCACCUUAUGCAAGUCAACAGUCACCCAACCAGAACACAAUGGACACUUUGUGACCUUUGCUAAACCUCUGAAAACUGAUAUUGUGAAUUGUUUAAGCUGGAGCUGGGAUGUUUUAGAGAACAGUCUAUUGUUGUGCUCACAGCAGCCAGAUUGAAAACACCCACUGAAUGCUUUGGUCCUCUGUCACUUUUCUGAUCAAUUAUCUAAUUUGUACCUGUGACUGUUGAGUUGUUUUCUAUGCAGUAUUGAAUUUGACCGAUGGCAAACAAUAUGUUGUUAGGGAAAAUGAGGAGCAAUUAUAUAGAGCUAGUGUGGUUAAGGCUUUCAAUUAGUACCUGUAUGGUUAUUAAUUUCAGAAGGCAUUGUUUGAAUCUACAUUGGAAUGAGGAUAAUUUGAUUUUGGGGUGUGAAUUGGGUGAAGGACAUAUUUUGACACUCUUUACAGUUCCCAAUUUAUCAUAGCUCCAUGAUGGGAAGUCUAUGGGACAUAGUUUUGAUGUAAAAAUUAACUAGAGUUAAUGCAUUGUGGCUCAGUUGUUUCCAGGCCUCAACCUUGUUCUUGUAUCGCCAGGUGUAAAAGCAUGGAUUUGUCAUACAUCAAUGGUCAUUUUAAUGGUAUUGGUCUUAAAUUGGUUCUGGGAAAUCAAAUGUGGUAUAAAUGCAACAGGGGGAACGUUUUUUAAUCAACACGUUACUUAUGAGUUACAAAAAGAGGUUGAGAAGCUCCAUAGCUCCACCCCCUCCUGUAAUCCUAUUGAGUUUUUAUGACCUCGUUUAAUUUGCCUGGCCCUGGAUUCUUGGAGUGUAUGUCCAUCAAGUCUAGCCUUCUAUGACAAGUGCCAAAAUAUGAACUCCCUCUGAGAAGACCUCUGUCUCUGUCAUUUUGUAGAUGAAGGUGGAACGUGCCCACUGCUCAGCUCUACUCGAAUUGUCAAGGGGUGCUAGAAGCCAUCAAUCCCAUAAUAUACAAGUAAAAAAAAAAAACUGUGCUGACUUGAUAUAGUAGCAUCUGAUUUUAAAAUGUUUUUCCAAAGGCAUUAUGUCCUUGACGAAGGCAAAACUGCAGCAACUAUGUGAAGUGAAGGUUGGGCUUUUUUCAUUUUCUACCAUAUCAGUUGUCCUAUUCCCAAAUAUGUACCUGUCUCUCUAUGAUUAACUAUAUCCUUUGCUUAUAAUUUAUUUUCUAAUUAUCUACAAACAUGAGUCCGCUCAAAUCUACAAUAACAAAUGUACUCAUAAUUAACGCAUAAUCUGAGCAGCUAUGGGGAACAUUCCAGAAGACUGUCUUUGUUUGCUCAGUGUUCCCCCUGUCUAAUCAGUGGAGAAGCUGUUCCUCAGAGGGAUUUAGUUCAUUAGUAAACAAUCUUUCCCUGCUGUUCCCCUCUGUGGUUCUAUCACAACAACACACCAUGCACACCUGGGCAUACAACUAGGUGAUUGGGCCUGCAUAAAGAUGCCCUACAGAAACAAUUGUCUAUUCCUCUUUUGUUUCCAAUGAUUUUGCUGAAUGUGAAGUCCAUGCUGUGAGAUGACAAUGUUUUAUAUUGUUUUAUGAGUGUUAUUUGCUUAGCCAUAUGAACAAUUAUGACACUGGCAUGGCACUAUGAAGUAUCUGAGGGUUGUCCAGAGUUAUUGGUUUCAUACAUUUAUACAGAUUAAUACUCAUUUUGGUUUCAGAUGGUUUAACUAUCUUGCCUGUUGCUAUAUCUGUAUAAUUCCUGAGAUUUAAGCCGCCAAGUUUACCAGUCAUGUUUAACUCUGCUCACCACAGUUUACUGGCACUUUAUGAUUUGGGCAUUGCAUUGCAAAAUUACAAAAGCAGAAUGCCCUGUUUGCUCAAAUGUCUUUCUUAGGGGAGCCCCACAGGUUAUGAGAAAUAAGUGUAUUGUUCUGUCUAGAUGUUUGUUGUGACAUCACAUGUAACAGUGCUUUUGUUAACCUAGCUGACAGCAAAGCAUUCCUCUGCAUCAACUGACAAACAAAUAUAACUGUCUCCUUGUAUGACAUUAAACAACAUCCUUUUUGGAUGGGUCCAACUACA